UUCACCAAACCAGAAUAUUGAGCAUUGUGAUCUCUCAUCAGUGAUUACAUCCCAAGGCGCCGCCAACAUGUCCCAGCCAUCUCUAAAACAGUGGUAUGAAGACCGGAAGAGGUUAAGGGUCGUCUAUGAUCAUUCCCGGGCAAAACCAGUAGAGAGAAAAAACAAAAUCAAGAAGAGUAGACAGGCGGCUUUUAAGUCUGCAUUAGCAGAACUGACAAAGCCAUCGGGACAGCCUCAAGACACCAAGACGAACACGGGCAACGAACAAUGCGGAGCACAAGCAAAAAGAGACGAAGCCUCAUCCCACAGAAGCAAAGACACUCAUCACAUGAUACAGAUCUUUAUCAAGACGCCCAUCAACCCCAAAACCCUCUGUCUACGACUCGAUCACAAAACAACCGUUUCCGACCUGAAAGACAUCAUUCACAGGAAGUUGGCCAUUAGUCCUGCAUUGCAAAGUCUGUACACAAACAACAAAAGGUUCAAGUUGUGUGACGCUUUGUCUCUUUUGGAUCUUGGCAUUAAACCGGAGACAAACAUUGAUCUAACAUUAGCAGAAGGAUUGCUUGGUGGCGCCCCAACACCAGUAGACGAGACACUCCUACGGACUUUAGCGGUAAACCUCUGCAAGGACUGGCAGCAACUCGCAGACAAGCUUAUGUUCAGACCAGCAGAGAUUAGCAAGUUUGAACGCCUCGCUGAGAGCAACCCAGAAGAACAGGCUUACAAGAUGCUAGAUUCUUGGUGGAGCAAGCAUGCUGAUAACGGAGAAGCGGGAGAAUGGUUGAGAAGUGCUUUGGCUCAAAUAGGUCGUCGAGAUUUAGCUGCGAGGAUCCCAGGUUAUGUACCCCACUCCCCAAGAGCAGGUAGCAACAGGCAGUCACCGGAACAUCAGUCAACAUCCGAUGCAUCAGGCAUUAAUGAGAUGUUAGGAGACGUAGCUGAAAAUAUUGGGAAAUAUUGGAAGCAACUCGGCACUUCUUUAGGCAUUAAAGCUGCACAGAUUGACACAUAUCCAAUUAACCAUCCAAAUGACGUCAAAGAGCAGAUCUAUCAAAUGCUGCGUGAUUGGGUCAGGACACAAACAAGCCAAAAAGAGGCCGAAGACGGGUUGAUAGAGACGCUUGUCAAACUUGGCCGUGCUGACAUUGUCCAAAUGUUACCAGGUUAUGCAAACACAUCCCAAGGAGCAAGUACGAUACGCAUACGUCCGCUUAGGAAGCAAGGGAAACUCAAUCGUCAGUCAAUAGUUAUUGCUGGGACGAAGUUAAUGUACAUAGUUGAGCAUACUGGGAAAGAUUGGAAAAGACUCGGCACUUCUUUGGGCAUUCAAGCUGCAAAGAUUGACACAUAUCAACUCGAUUAUCCAAAUGACCUCAAUCAACAAGUCUUCCAGAUGCUUCUGGAUUGGUGCGGACAUAACCCUAACCUAGAGUCGGCUGAAGAUGGAUUGAAGAAAUCGCUUAAAGAAAUCGGCCGUACUGACAUUCUCGAAAUAUUAGGUGAGAAGGAACUGGCCUCCAAAGCGAUGAUACCUCAACUCUAUGUGCCCAUAUUUUUUGGCGGGAUAUCCGAAGUUGUUAAAUCUGUAGAAGAACAAACAACCCACAGCCAGCUAUCCACUUACAAAGAAUUUACUCUGUUAGAGAAAAAAGAUUUCCUCAAAUCAUUUGAAUCGAUGUUGGAGAAAGCCAAAGCACAGAGUAUCGAUGUCGUUGGUAAAAUUUUCCAAAUCGGCAACUUUGCUGCCGCCGUUUUGGACUGUCGCGGUGGAUGUCUGUCCAUUGACGAUUUACACGUUCACUUAUGCGUCCCUCCUGGAGCAAUACCUGAAGAACAAACGCAACAAGUCUACAUCUACGUCACCGGUACUUCGUCAGUUGAAAACCACCAUUUCUCAACUCCAUUCGUCCACUGUGGACCGCCAGACACCGUCUUCCACAAAGAUGUUGUCUUGACUAUGCCCCACUGCGUAAAGAAUACGUCUUCCUGCAAGUUUUCAUUGUCUAAGUUAUCUUCGGAUGGUUCCAGUGAUAAGCUUCGUGAAGGUUUUGACGUGAUCACGGUCGUUGACAAUGAUUCCAUAACGUUUUCAGUUAAUCAUUUUUGUGGGUUUGGGGCUACAGCUUCACCUGUGGAUGGAACCAUCUUGAAGAAGACAAUGAUAGCAUGCUUGUUCAUCCACGAAGACAGUCACUCAGUAGACGAGACACUCCUACGGACUUUAGCGGUAAACCUCUGCAAGGACUGGCAGCAACUCGCAGACAAGCUUAUGUUCAGACCAGCAGAGAUUAGCAAGUUUGAACGCCUCGCUGAGAGCAACCCAGAAGAACAGGCUUACAAGAUGCUAGAUUCUUGGUGGAGCAAGCAUGCUGAUAACGGAGAAGCGGGAGAAUGGUUGAGAAGUGCUUUGGCUCAAAUAGGUCGUCGAGAUUUAGCUGCGAGGAUCCCAGGUUAUGUACCCCACUCCCCAAGAGCAGGUAGCAACAGGCAGUCACCGGAACAUCAGUCAACAUCCGAUGCAUCAGGCAUUAAUGAGAUGUUAGGAGACGUAGCUGAAAAUAUUGGGAAAUAUUGGAAGCAACUCGGCACUUCUUUAGGCAUUAAAGCUGCACAGAUUGACACAUAUCCAAUUAACCAUCCAAAUGACGUCAAAGAGCAGAUCUAUCAAAUGCUGCGUGAUUGGGUCAGGACACAAACAAGCCAAAAAGAGGCCGAAGACGGGUUGAUAGAGACGCUUGUCAAACUUGGCCGUGCUGACAUUGUCCAAAUGUUACCAGGUUAUGCAAACACAUCCCAAGGAGCAAGUACGAUACGCAUACGUCCGCUUAGGAAGCAAGGGAAACUCAAUCGUCAGUCAAUAGUUAUUGCUGGGACGAAGUUAAUGUACAUAGUUGAGCAUACUGGGAAAGAUUGGAAAAGACUCGGCACUUCUUUGGGCAUUCAAGCUGCAAAGAUUGACACAUAUCAACUCGAUUAUCCAAAUGACCUCAAUCAACAAGUCUUCCAGAUGCUUCUGGAUUGGUGCGGACAUAACCCUAACCUAGAGUCGGCUGAAGAUGGAUUGAAGAAAUCGCUUAAAGAAAUCGGCCGUACUGACAUUCUCGAAAUAUUAGGUAUGCCUUAUUCUAAAAACUUUGACUAG
Messenger RNA from Asterias rubens (European starfish), 3145 nucleotides. RefSeq lists its product as uncharacterized. Gene Ontology annotation, molecular function: protein binding. Gene Ontology annotation, biological process: signal transduction. The record is from RefSeq and is a predicted model, not a curated record. Lineage: Eukaryota; Metazoa; Echinodermata; Asteroidea; Forcipulatida; Asteriidae. The coding region runs from base 68 to 3145 and encodes 1025 amino acids. The transcript has 11 exons.